Molecule: messenger RNA, 4614 nt
Organism: Pomacea canaliculata
Lineage: Eukaryota; Metazoa; Mollusca; Gastropoda; Architaenioglossa; Ampullariidae
Product: ras-related C3 botulinum toxin substrate 1
Exons: 6
Coding region: 124-702 (192 amino acids)
Biological process (GO): establishment or maintenance of cell polarity; regulation of cell shape; motor neuron axon guidance
Cellular component (GO): cytoskeleton; cell projection; plasma membrane
Molecular function (GO): GTP binding; GTPase activity; protein kinase binding
Source: RefSeq, a predicted model, not a curated record
UAGUUCCUUUACUGAGUAUAAAAGUUCGCCAUUUUGUAAACCCAAUCGGGAUAGCUGCAGUCGAAAACUGUUGUAGCUUUCCCAACAUAUCCAGAUCCGGUGGCAGCUGGGAGUCUCAACAAAAUGCAAGCUAUAAAAUGUGUCGUUGUUGGUGAUGGUGCUGUUGGUAAAACUUGCUUACUUAUCAGUUACACAACCAAUGCAUUUCCUGGAGAGUACAUCCCAACAGUGUUUGAUAACUAUUCUGCUAAUGUUAUGGUGGAUGGGAAGCCCAUCAAUUUGGGCCUAUGGGACACAGCUGGACAAGAGGAUUAUGAUAGACUUAGACCACUGUCAUAUCCACAGACAGAUGUUUUCCUCAUAUGUUUUUCACUGAUAAGCCCAGCAAGUUUUGAAAAUGUUCGAGCAAAGUGGUAUCCUGAAGUAAGUCACCAUUGUCCAAACACACCUAUUAUACUGGUGGGGACUAAGCUGGACUUGCGAGAAGACAAAGAGACUAUUGAGAAGCUAAAAGAGAAGAAACUGUCUCCAAUCACAUACCCGCAGGGCCUGGCAAUGGCAAAGGAGAUCGGAGCUGUCAAAUACCUUGAGUGUUCUGCUCUUACACAAAAAGGACUCAAGAAUGUCUUUGAUGAAGCCAUCCGAGCAGUUCUGUGCCCAAAGCCAAAACCAAAGAAGAAGAAGCAGUGCAUAGUAUUGUGAAUCAUACAGGAUGAAGAUACAAAUUUAAUUAUACUAUGAGAAAAGUUGAAGCAGUGAAAAUAUAUGUACAUUUUAUAACCUUUUGAAUCUGGAAUUGUUUCAGUUUUGAUGUAUCACAACCCCAGGUGUAACGUGACAUCGUGCCAAAAAAGAAAAAGGAAAGAGGAUGGAAAUGAGGUGGGAGAGAUUUCAGUUACAAGACAAUAGGUUUUGCAGUCAUCCUGGAAAGAAACUUCGGCAUGAAUUAUGAUUAUCCAUUAGUUGUUUGCUUUGGAAGUGAGAAACAAGUCUAAGAAUGCAGUCUGCUGCUUAACAAUGCUGGUAAACAUUUUACAUUGUGAAAAUUGUGUGAGCUAUUUAACAGCAGUUUCUGUAUAAUGCACAAGUAAUCUAAGAUUAAAACCAUUUGUAAAUGAAAAUGUUAGAAGCUAUAGGUUUUUUUGGGGGGGGGGGGCAGUGGGGCUUUUAUUUAUUUUUUUUGUCCGAGAAAGGCGUUAAUGUUUUUCUUGCUUAUUAACUUUCCAGCUGAAGUCAGCUUUUGCCUGCGUAAGAAACUGGUCAUUUCCAGGUCAAGAUGAUGUCAUGUUUACUCUUAGUCUGGUCAUAGUCUGUGGAAGGGCAUUGCCAGUAAAGGAUACAAAAUUGCUUAAGAAGCAAUGAGUGCUUUUCAUAUUUGGAGGACUAAUUUUCUCGGUAAAUAUCAGUGCCUGUUACCUUACAAUGUGGGGCCAAUUAUUAGUCUCGCUGAAUGAGCUUGCCUUCAGCAGUUUGUCUCAAAACAUUUUUAGUCUUUUCUGUGAAAAAUUACCAGUCAUCUGCCUGUAUGAUACAAUAUUUUCGUCAAGAGUUCAAAUCUUAUGAAUCUUGGAAAUAAAAUUUAGAAUUCAACUCGAAGAUGGUUGUAGAUAUCUCUGGAGGGGUGGGGGGAGUAAAAGGUUCCCCACUUGCCUUAUGUUUGCUUGUUACGACUUCUGUGAUUUUGUUUAACUACAUUUAGAAGUAUUCCAAUUUGUGUGACGUUUUUGUUUCAAAAAUAAUUUAGCAAAAGUAUCCCAGAGACUUCUUGGGAAAACCUUAAGAAUUAAGAAUAUUGAGGGGGGUUGAAGAAAAGUGAGCAUCAGAUAGCAUUUAUCCGUUUCAUUAUUGUAUGACAGAGCCUGUUUAUGCUGAGUACUUUUUUUUAAUCUGGUCCUGGAGAUCAGUUAAUUUUUGGGUCUUUCAUUUUUAAGAAUUUUUUUUUAUGUUGCCUUUAGUUUUCAGGCGCAGGGUGGGUUGGGUGGGAACCUAGUUUUGCAUUUGCCUUUUUAUGAUAAUGUUCUUAGAAAUUUGAAAUAUAUGAUUCUGCUUUCAUAUUUUUCAUGCACUUUUUAUGUAAAGUUAAAUUUUGCCUAAUUUGGGUUCUGCAUUACUGUGCCUGCAUGAUUUAUUUUUAAUAGACUACUUAAAACGUCUUAAUAUGUAUCCAACACCAUGCAUGGAUAUUUUUCUGUUCAUCAAAAGUAUUGAUCUACAGCAUGCUAAAAAGCAACAUAAAUUUGAACACAAAAAGAACAUUCUGAUUGGCUACGUCAUUGCUUGCAUUGAAGAGGCCUUAGCUAUCUGUUCAUGCUAGAUGAUGAUUUUUUUUUUUCUCACUUCUGUGAUACGAGUGUAAUGUCAUUCAUAUAAAUACUGAUACAUCCCCAUAAAGACAACACAACUAUACAAACACAUUUGACUGAAUUUUACAUUAUUAUUGUUUUUUCUGAAAUGGUGUGAAAUGUCAUGUUAAGCUUGGUCAAGUUUGCACAAAUAUGUGUUGUCCUGGGAUAAAUUACAAAUAAGGUAUUAGAUAGUGCUUAUGCUAGUGCACAGUGUUAUAUGUAUAUUGUUUUGGUUUGUCAUACAUUUACAUUGUAAAGCAUGCUUUUUCCUGUUUUCUUCCUGUCAUUGACAUUUCUCAGCGAGGGAAAUGUGUGCAUGUUCAGAAACUUUAAGGUCUCAUUGUGUUUGUAAAUAUAAACGCUUUUAUAUGAUAUGUAUCUUUUGAUAAAUAAAAAAAGUAAUUAGAAAUCUGAAAUGAAAGAAGAAAUUUAAUGUCCAUCAUUUUUGUAUUGCAUAUGUUUUGUCUUUCCAUGUAGUUCACCAUGAAAAGCAUGAGUGAUUUGACUUGUUCAUGCUAAAAUUUUGACAGCAUGUGAUUAAAAAACAAUGUAAGUUAAAAUCAUAAACCGUGCAUUCAACAUCUAUGGGGACUACAAGAUAAAUCAGAUUUUCGGAUAAUGCAUAUUUGCAAGAAAUUAAGUGACUAAAAUAUUAUCAGCGUUAAAAGUAGUGUUUCUUUCCACUACCCCUUCUUUCAACACGAAAUCUGAACAUAGCCCUGGAUCCAGUUUUUUCCUUGGGGCCUGAUUCUUAUCGGCAGUCUUGUGUUGUUCAAGCAAAAUAGGAUCUUUUAGUCUGAAUACUGGAUAUUUAAAACUUGCUAAAUUGUUUUAUUGCUUCUGAUCAGCCAGUUUGCUCAGCAACUAAACUAAAGUAGAUCCAUUUUAUAAGGAAAAGUCACUUUGCAAGUUAAUAACGUUCAUUCAAUAAAGUCUUCAUUCAGUAGGUCAGUCCAGUGUUUUAAGAAGUGCACCGUAUUAAAAGUAUUUCGAUACAAAGCGAACAAAUAUUUCUUAUCAAAUAUUUUUGUGUUAUCUUUGCAUUAAUAAGCAAAGUGUAUUUGACUGCCCAUUCACAUGCUUACGUCAGGCUUGUCCAUUUAUAUGUGUGCAAGAGAGAGAAAGAAGUUUUAACCCAUAAAUUAUUUUUGUGAAGCUAUGCCAAACAUCGGAGCACGUUGAAAGCAAUUUUAGAGCAGUGGUUGAGGGUUUCUUCUAAUGCCUCACAAUUUUAAUGUACACAAAAACUAGUUGCGCAUUGAGCCUUGACCAUAAAAGAUCAUGCCUGGGAUUGGGUUGUAUUUUGUUUGUUGUUUUUUUAACUGGAGGGGGCUUAAAAAUAAGCAUAGUAAUGGGGAAAGAGAAAUAGAUUUUUUUCAAGCAAACUGAAUUGUUAUUCGAUGCCUUUUUUUUGCAAAUAAAGUUUCUUUGUGUAGCAGAAGGAACUUGCAAAUUGGAGGAUCUUGUUUUAUGUAAUGGUGCCAUAUAAAUGUUAUGAGUUAUGGGUAACUAAAGCAUAUUUUCACAUAAUGCAGAUCACCAUGAUGCAGCCUUAAUUACUGGCAUGGCAUAAAACUCAAAAUAACCAAAAUCAUAGAGAAAUUUUACAAACAUGUUUAGGCUUAGCUCAUGCCCCAAUGACCUGUUGUUAGCCCAUUUAUUUAAAAUUACAGCCUGCAUCUAUGCGCUCUUCUUGUCAUAUAAAUGUCACCCAGGUUUAAAUGGUAAACUGUGUAUGUUGUGAUGUAUUUGAAGUAGUUUAGUGUUUUCCUAGUACAGUCAUUGACUUGGAUUGUCUUAGCAGUCUUGGUAAUCUGUAUAUAAUUAACAGGUAGGGUUGACAGCACUUAGGUGAUUCAUAAACAUCCUUUCUUACUAUAAAGGUACUCUAACAAACAGGCUGUAAACAAAAAGACAAAUAUGAUUUUGCUAUGUUCCAGUAGAGGUAUGUGAUCAGCGGGGAGAAAAAUAUCUUUUUUCUGUCUCUCUCAAUCCCAGUCAUCACCUUCAAAGGUUUUGAGUAUUAGGUUUCAAAUGUACACAUUUAUGAAAAGAGCAAAAAAAAAGAAGACCCUCUAAAUAGCAAUUUCUGAAUGUAAGCAUGCUUUUGACUCUGGCAAGCAGGAGAUGUCUGUUCUUGUUUUCAGAGCGCCUUUUCUCUUUUUUGUUUCUGCUGUCACAAAUAAAGAUUUACUGUGUCUAUACAUCUACAAACAUUUACAAUGUUUUCCUGUAACCUUUUGUAUUGGGAAACAUGAAACAAUUCCAA